CUUUACCGCUUCACGAAAAUUGACAAUUGCUGAGAAAGAAGAAGAAGAAGAAGAAGAAGACAGAGACCACUAUGGUGUGUCAUCCAUUGUUAUUGUUUUGAAUGCGCCCUUGACAGUUUGUUGCGCACUUUCGUCGAGUAAACAUGUUCGGAGGACACUUUUUCGUAGAUGAAAGACCAAUAAAUCUGUUAAAAAAACCGUCUAUCUACGUUUUCUCUCGUCCAUUUAAUUUGCGAUCGGUAAAACCACGGGAUACACGUCGAAUUUACACAACGGCUUUGCUCAAAGCAUCGAUGCGUUGCACUGAGAACAUUCGCGAAAGCAUCGAAGUGAUUAAUGACAACGGUGAACCAUACAAUAUUGAACUAUCCAAUGGUGAAACAGUUUGUGUCAGAGCCUUUCAAUGGGGUAGCAAAACACUGAACGUUAUAUUUUUAUUCGAACAUAAGAAGAAUUUUACAUUAUACGCUGGCCGUUUUACUUCUUCUGGUGAUAUUGUGCAGCACAAUUUACUACCAUGCCUAAUGCGGGAGAAUAGGAUAGAUGAGUUAUACGUUGACAUAACGGCGUACAACAUUACUGAGUUCAAUUUGAAACGGAAAGCCUGCCGCGAAAUUCAAGAAUUACUUUCAGAUAGUGAUCAUAAAAAAUUCCAUAUGUUGAUUGAUAAUUUUGGUUAUGAAGACUUGAUAUUUGAGCUGGUAAAAAAUGAAGUGAAAAUAUACCUUGACCCAGAAUAUUCGACUGAAAUAUUCAAAUGGCAACAAUGUCUGGACCAAUUUUGCACUGAUCAAGCCGAAGCAGACAUAAUUCUGGUCAAUAAACUGGCAGAAGACACGGAAAAACAAUUCCGUGAAGACAAUAUCAUCAGCAUAAAAUUGACAACAGACAGUCGCGCUACUGAUUCAGAUCAUCUUCGUAUCGUGAAAUACACGUUCUAUCCAACUCAAGCAGAUAUAUUUCACACCGUCUUUUUGGCAUCACCUGUUGGCAUUAAUCCAAUCAACCAAACCGACACCAUUCCACUUGAACUCUGCGAAUUGUGCCGAUAAUCCUAAUAAUAUGCACGAAAUAUGCAUCCAGUUGAUAAAAAGUUCUAGCAUGUUAGAAACUAAUGUUUAAGAAAACACAAUCACGUUAGCUCCUUUACUGUCGUUCAUUUUUUUUUUUAAAUUAAUUUCAUGUUUUGUUGAUGAAAUUUACAUAAAUAAUGUUUGAAAUUAAAAAUUGAGGAGAAAAAUAAUAUUAAAUGGAUUAGUCUGUGCUGUGUGCUUUUCUUUGUUUCUUUUUCAUUUGGGAUUGCUUGAA
Molecule: messenger RNA, 1308 nt
Organism: Sitodiplosis mosellana (orange wheat blossom midge)
Lineage: Eukaryota; Metazoa; Arthropoda; Insecta; Diptera; Cecidomyiidae
Exons: 5
Coding region: 144-1052 (302 amino acids)
Source: RefSeq, a predicted model, not a curated record